CCCACUCUCAGAUGAACUGACCGCUUGUUUCCUCUUUACAAGGGCCUCUCCCCUUUCCGCGCCACCCCCGUGGCCAUGGCAGGUUCCUCCUCCACAUCCCCAAACAUCCUCGGCAAAAUCCACCGAGUAUUCUCAUACACGAGGAAAGUAACACAUGUACUAGGGACCACCCGCAGAAGGUUGGGAAAGAGACCUUUGUAAUAGCCCACGAACCCUUCGUUGCGCCAAAUCUGCUUGAUCAAGGCAAUGACACCUGGGCCCCUCACAUGGGUUGUCGCACUUGGGUCGUAAGUCUGCAGCCUGGCUCGCACCAGUUGAUGAGGAUAAGUCACGGUCCCAGCGAAGACCUUUGACAACGAGGAAGCCAUUAUUGUAUCUAGGUUAGAGAGUGGCUGGUCUCUCUUGGCCGUCUUACGCCAUAGCUUGAGCUUCUCGUAAGCCACAAAAUACAGCGAACCAUGGCUGACGCCGACCAGCGUAGGAGUUAGGCCAUGAAAGAACCCACGGAAGCCUUCUGUUUUGUAUAUUGCUCGCAAUCCGAACAUCAAACCCGGAUAUGCUCCCGCUUGAGAGGCGGAGGUGGAAAGCAUUCGCGUCUUUACCACCCAGAUUGGAUUCGUAAGUAUCGCAGCGAGCAGGCCAGACGCAGAGGAGGCCGUGAGGUAGUCGACAGCUGUGAGAUGUUGACCGGCCGCAUAGCCUCGGAGGUUUCGGAUGGCAUCUUGAGCUUCACGGUACCACAAGAAGUACAAAGCCCAGCCAGCAGAAUUGCCCACCAGAUUGGGGCUCAGUCCUCGGUACAGUGCUGCGAGCCGACUGGGGCCUUCAUUUCGCAAGAUGUCUCGAAGAACAGCUCGAGAGGAAUUUAGGAGAGGGUGGGCAGAAGUGUCGACUAAUCGAGCAUAUCAAUAGGAUGGUCUCUUGACGUUCCGGGGCAUCACACAUACCCUGCAACCUCGUUUUGAUGAUAUCCAAAGGGUGGACAAUCACGGUGGAUAUGAGGCCGGCAGACAAGCCUGCAAUGGUCUCAAUGGAAGCAGGUGACAGUCCAUGGCUGCGCUGGGACGUCAUGAGCUCAAGGUUCGGGAAGAUAAGCGAAAUACUCGAAGAUUCAGACGACUAAGGAAUAGGGAAACGACUGAAAGUGGUUGUUGCACCGAGCUCGAACACCAUCUUCAAGGAAGUCGAGUCGAGACAAUUGAAGGACAAUGGCUAGAGCGGCAUGCGUGCGUUGGCGGCUACAAGCAAAGGAGCGCGAGGAUGCUGUGGUACAGUGACUCUGUGUUCAUGGCUGUCCAGAUGGAAUUUGAUGGUCUCACAAAUUGUCGGUUGAUGACGCAGGGAGAAGCGACGAACAGGGCCGAGGAAGAUGUUCGCUGAUGGCAAGUUAGCCGGAGCCUCACGUGCUGGCUCUUGGCAUUACGGUGAAGCACGCCACUUCUCGGAUGUUGUCACAUAUUCCCUCCACUCGAUGCUUUAAUGCUCCAAUGCCGUCGUUUAUCACCUCCACAAGCUGCGCAAGCUACGCGGAAAAAAAGGGUCUGAGCAGGUCACCGCCAAUCCUAGAGCCAAUUGUCAGGCUGGACUGAGGCAGAUGCUCUCCACCUCCUCAGACAAAUAAUUUCAACUGCUUCCGCUAUCGGGUUUUCGGAUCGUCGAGAUGCCAUUUCACGCCACUUCCUGAACUCCUUAUGUAGCGAACUCUGGACGACGCUGCAACACUCUCUUUGAACCUAAGAACCAUCCGAACCGCAUCAACAGUCCCUUUGAAUUGUCAUUGGCGUUGUCGGUCAACGUCUCCAACUCCUCGGGCGAGCAGAGCAACAGAAUUUCCGCUGGAGAGGUGACGCGACGCCUGCCUCUCUUUCACGCUCCUCACCAUGGACAUCAUCCUGGAAAUCGUGGACACCCUCCUACUCGAUCGCAUCUACGCGACAUUAUUACCCGCCAGUCCAUCGUCUUACGUCGAACAGAAAUUCAACAAUGCCACGACGACCACUUUCUCGAGUAUGCGGGAAAGCGCGACCUCUACGCCGCAAUAUACAUACAUCUAUGAACCUGCUUCACGGCUCAUCAGCUUGGACCCGACUGAAUGGACCUACAGCAGCUCAUGGCCUCGCGACAACAUUUUCAGACAAGGCAUCAGCCUGUUCUUUAUAGUUUGGUUUUUUGGACUCAUUCUCUACUUCCUCUGCGCCUCGCUUUCAUAUUACUUUGUCUUCGACAAGGCCACCUUUAAACAUCCCAAAUACCUCAAGAAUCAGAUCCGCAUGGAAAUCAGCCAAGCCAAUCGCGCCAUGCCGCUGAUGUCGCUCUUAACCGCACUCUGCAUGCUGGCCGAAGUGCGUGGCUACUCCAAACUCUACGACCUUCCCAGUGAAGCUCCUUUUGGAUGGUACAACGUCCUCCAAUUCCCUUUCUUCGUCCUCUUCACCGACCUCUGCAUCUACUGGAUCCAUCGCGGCCUACACCACCCGCGAGUCUACAAAACCCUCCACAAGCCACAUCACAAAUGGAUCGUGCCUACGCCUUAUGCUUCGCACGCUUUCCACCCUCUCGACGGGUUUGCGCAGUCCAUACCAUACCAUCUCUUCCCCUUCCUGUUUCCGUUGCAAAAGUUCGCCUACAUCGCUCUUUUUGUCUUCAUCAACAUCUGGACUAUCUUCAUCCACGACGGCGAGUACUACGCCAACUCUCCCUUGAUCAAUGGAGCUGCUUGUCACACUGCGCACCAUUUAUACUUUAACUUCAAUUAUGGGCAGUUCACCACGCUGUGGGAUCGACUGGGCGGAAGUUAUCGAAAGCCAGAUGAGGAGUGGUUCAAGCGGGAGACGAAGAUGGGGCAGAAGGAAUGGGAAAAGCAGAGUCGAGAGAUGGAAAAAAUUGUAAAAGAAGUUGAGGGGCGGGACGAUAGGGGUUAUCUGACCGAGGAUGUGAAAAAGGUACAGUGAUGUAUCGACUCAUUGUCCGACCACGCGGACUAAGAUGAUGGAUUUGGUGCGCAAACCCUGCUAACAAUACUGCCUCUGGACACUGUGCGGUGAGUGAUGGGGGCAGUCUAUCAUUUCAGAUAGGACAUUGCAUCAUGGCCCAAAGGGGCUUCAGUAAAAGCAAGCGACAAGAGAAUACAGUCAUUCGCGGCCAAGUCUGUAUCCAUAGACUUCCUUUGAGGAUAGUGAACCAUUAAUAGCUUAAUCAAGAAAUACUAAAAACCCA
This is a messenger RNA of Cladophialophora immunda, 3216 nucleotides long. RefSeq lists its product as uncharacterized. Gene Ontology annotation, biological process: lipid biosynthetic process. The coding region runs from base 1881 to 2951 and encodes 356 amino acids. Gene Ontology annotation, molecular function: iron ion binding; oxidoreductase activity. The record is from RefSeq and is a predicted model, not a curated record. The transcript has 2 exons. Lineage: Eukaryota; Fungi; Ascomycota; Eurotiomycetes; Chaetothyriales; Herpotrichiellaceae.